This is a messenger RNA of Amphiprion ocellaris (clown anemonefish), 2239 nucleotides long. RefSeq names its product T cell leukemia homeobox 1 (gene tlx1). Gene Ontology annotation, cellular component: nucleus. Lineage: Eukaryota; Metazoa; Chordata; Actinopteri; Pomacentridae. The transcript has 3 exons. Gene Ontology annotation, molecular function: RNA polymerase II cis-regulatory region sequence-specific DNA binding; DNA-binding transcription factor activity, RNA polymerase II-specific. The coding region runs from base 172 to 1071 and encodes 299 amino acids. The record is from RefSeq and is a predicted model, not a curated record. Gene Ontology annotation, biological process: regulation of transcription by RNA polymerase II; animal organ development.
GGGGAAUCCAGCCUCGCUCUCCUGCUCACGGAUAGAUGCACAUACGUGCACCCGCGCUCACUAGAUAACGACCGGAGCGCGAGCAGAAAAAGCCCAGACGAAAAGAGUGCCGGGAGCGGCGUGUGGAGCAUCCUCUGUUCCUCGCGCGGGAGCAGGGGGCUCAGAGAGGCCAUGGAGCACGGAGGACUACUGGGGCCGCAUCUGCAGCAGCACGCGCACGUGGAGCCGAUCAGCUUCGGCAUCGAUCAGAUCCUCAGCUCCGUGGAGCAGAGCUGCAUGCUGGGCUCCAGGAUGCACGAGCCGGACUACGGACACCUUGCUUACAACAGCGGCCCGAGCGGCGGCGUGAAUGGCGGCUUGACGUGCGCUAACGGCGGAUACAGCGGAACCAGCAGCUCGUGCGGGGUGACCCCCCUCGGCGGAGCUUAUCACGUGAACAUGGCCGUGAACAUGAACGGCACAAAUAUGAAUCCUGCCGGGGUCAUCCGGGUCCCCGCUCACCGGCCUCUGAGCGCCGGGAGCUCGUCUCUACCGCCCGUGAGCGGUAGCAUCAACAACCUGACCGCGCUCACGUUCCCCUGGAUGGAGAGCAACCGGCGGUACACCAAAGACAGGUUCACAGUGUCCAUCUCACCCCUCACUGUGACACGCCGUGUAGGUCACCCCUACCAGAACCGCACGCCUCCUAAGAAGAAGAAGCCUCGGACGUCGUUCACCAGGCUGCAGAUUUGCGAGCUGGAGAAGCGCUUCCACCGGCAAAAGUACCUGGCCUCCGCUGAGAGGGCCGCGCUGGCCAAAGCCCUGAAGAUGACCGACGCUCAGGUCAAAACCUGGUUCCAAAACAGACGCACCAAAUGGAGGCGGCAGACGGCGGAGGAGCGGGAGGCGGAGCGGCAGCAGGCCAACAGGAUUCUCAUGCAGCUGCAGCAGGAGGCCUUCCAGAAGACCAUCAACCAGCCGGUGACCCCGGACCCGCUGUGCCUGCAGAACAGCUCUCUGUUUGCCCUGCAGAACCUGCAGCCCUGGACCGAAAACACCGCAAAAAUCAGCAGCGUUUCAGCCUGCGAGUAGAACCGACACACACACUCACGGCCUCCAGCUCGGCCUGGUAGUAACUGCUUGAUGGCAGAGAUUCUGAGCUUCGUUCAGAGCGGGCUUCGGUGACGGCGCUGUUUCAUAAAUGUCAGGUCACGGUCCCUGUUGUUCUGCUUAUUACCCACCUUCUGUCUGACAGACACUUCAGCUGGGCUCCGUCAGAAUUAUUACAUCUAAUGGGGAACACAGUCUGGAGAGAAUCUGUGCUUCAGCCCGCAGACAGCAGGCUGCAGGGCUAGUGGAAGUCAUUUGGAGGCAUUAUGAUGAACAGUGUGCUUCAGAGAGCAAGGGUAGACAUGCACCAGUAUGUUGUUGUAUUAUAAUUUACCUAUAAGGGACUUGAUAUUUCAAAAACAGCAUAUUUUCGUAUUUGAUGUCUCACAAAAAGAAUAUGUCUCUGCCAUCAGCUGUCGGUAUUUAUCUCCUAUGUUUAAUAGACCUAACUGCAAAAUACAGAGCACUUGUUUUUACACCUUUGUAUGAAUUAAAAUAAAUAACCUGACAGAAAGAACAGAAGUCCUUGAGAUGAAUAAGUCAUACUUUAGGGAUACAUUAAAUUGUCAAAGGCAUCUGAUUCAAAGAAAAAAAGUCUAACAUUGCAGCUGGCAAUAACCACUCUUUUGAUCGCAGUUAAGUCACAUUUUCUUGGAUUCUUACUUUUGUAUAAAUAUUUUACACACCGUUUCUUCUAUUUCACUCUCACCACUGUGAGCCUGAGAUCAACAAGCUGAUGAAUGAGAAAGAGUAGUCAUAGCAUUUAGUUUCUUUUUCUCAUUGUUCGCUAUUGCAGUGUGUGUUUGUGUAAUGAUCUGGACUUACAGGCUCUUCUACCUUAGUGGUGCUCAAAGCGCUUUAGAGUGGCGACAGAUACACACCAUGGUCACCGAGCUGCCAUGCAGCUGGGUGUGUGUGUGCGCGCGUGUGUGUGUGUGUGUGUGUGCGUGUGUGCAUGUAAAAAUGGAUAAAAUCCAAAACAUAUUCAACAUGAUUUUUCUUCCUGUGGGAUUACAUUUUUACCUGAUGUACAUUUUAUGCCACUAAUGUAUUUUAUCAUUUACAGUAAAUUUGACAAACAAGUCCAGAUGUUCUAGGUGCCAUCAUGUCUUAAGAUAAGAUGAAAAUAAACUUGAUUCUUAUUGAUUCA